Messenger RNA from Penicillium pulvis, 333 nucleotides. RefSeq lists its product as uncharacterized. NCBI's taxonomy places the organism in Eukaryota, Fungi, Ascomycota, Eurotiomycetes, Eurotiales, Aspergillaceae. The transcript has a single exon. Bases 1 to 333 code for a protein of 110 amino acids. The record is from RefSeq and is a predicted model, not a curated record.
AUGCCUGCUACACGCAAGAACGCAAAGAGGCCAGCCUCGGAUCCUACACCAGCUCGACCUGCGAAGAAAAUCAGACAAGCUACUAAAAAGGUUGCUUCAAAAAAUGAUACAAAAAACACGGCAAAGGCGACCGAGGCCAAGAAAGACGAGAAAGGAAAAUUAAAGCCCAAGAAACCUUCAACUUCGAAAAAUACAAAGACCACCACCAAAAAAAACGUCGCUUCCCCCAAAGGCUGGAACGAGCCAGAAUUUUAUGAAUUAUCAGCGACAGACUACCUCUGUCAUGCCCUGAAUGUCGCUCUGCUGAUAGCAAGUUUGUGGCAGUCAUCUUGA